Molecule: messenger RNA, 1249 nt
Organism: Schistocerca gregaria
Lineage: Eukaryota; Metazoa; Arthropoda; Insecta; Orthoptera; Acrididae
Exons: 6
Coding region: 344-1249 (301 amino acids)
Source: RefSeq, a predicted model, not a curated record
AGUCCCGCAGUGACUUCGGCCGCGCGCGGUCGCAACUGGACGGAAGCGUUGCGCCGCUGCCGCCGCGUCCCGCGAACCGGCGCGUCCCCGACUCGGCACGCCCACCUUUUAUCGCGAUUCUCCUGCGUUCUUCCGAACCCGUCGGUUGCUUGGUCGGUCGUACGACGAGCAGCAGCUCCCGAUCGAAAUUAUUUACGGUUCCCGCUUAGUGUUUACAUUCACUCCACACCAGUUUCAAGAGGAACGGCGUCUGUUGCAAAAAUUCGCAAGGUGCUAGCCGAACAAUUUCUCCUCUUCCGAAAAGUGAUUUUUGGAUGACUUCUGCAAAACUGGCACGGUGGUGAUGCGGCUGUCGUGGGGGUCCCUGUCGCUGCGCGGCCGCGGCCCCGCGCAGCCGCCCCCACCACCCCCGCCGCAGCCGCCGGACGGCGCCGCCUCCACUGCUGGGGAGGACUCACUGGCGCUGACGCUGCCGCCCCCGCUGGCGCUGCUGCCGCCGCCGCCCCCCGCGCCGCCAGACAUUCGCCUGCCGCCCCCGGACAGCCUGCCUUCCGCCCCUGGCUCUGAGCGUGGCAGCGUUCUCCCUCACGAUGGUGCCGAUUCGGACCUCGACGAGUCGGAGCUGCGCCGGGAGCUGCUCAACGACAAAUGGCGACAGCUGUUCGACAAGUACGAUCCCGAGGGCUUCGGCGAGAUCCCGUGGGACGACUUUGUGGAGGUGCUCAACCAGCCGGAGUUCGCCGCCGAGGUGGACGCGCACAAGCGGGACAUCCUGCUGGAGAGGGCGCUGGAGCGCAAGACCAGCGCCAUCACCUUCCAGGACUUCGUCAACGUGCAACUGUCGGUGGACGAUUGCAGUGUGAGGCAGGAAUGUGUGGGAGCUCGCGUGCCAGAGUUUGGGCGGCAGACGGGCGACGCCAAGCGGCUUCCGGCGGCGCUCGUGUCGGGCAAGACAAGGAGGCAGGGCGCGUGCCGCACGCCGCACGCUCGCCCACGCACCUGGCGGGGGCCGUCUGGAGAACGCCGGCGAGCGCCACCUCCGUGUCGUCACUCCCUCUGCACAAAGGCUGCUGCGCGGCCUAGCAGCUCGGAGCACAGGGAUGAUGUUGAAGCUGCUCUCAGUGGCGGCCCGCGCCCAAGGAUAAAGAAAGGGACAAAACCACGAGAGCUUGACGUCUAUCGAAACUACAUUACUGACUUCAGCCAGACGUGCGCUCGGGCCUGUAUUUAUCGCCAGCCUGGUGCCUGA